AUGGCGCGAAUGAAAUGGGGAAGGAAUUUGUCGUGGCAAUUUGUUGAUUGUACAAGAGAGCUGGGAAUGUGUGGUGGAAGUAUGUGGCUGCGGUUUUGUACUCUUCAACAACUAUCAAGAUAUUAUGUGAUUGAAUCUUACAAUUUAGACCAUGAAUUUAUAGUGCUUGACAAAGUGUAUCAGUUCAACGUUGAGCAAAUUUCCAUGGCUUUUACUGUGAAGAAUUUUCAUGUAUUUCUUUUGGUUCUUCUUCCUCUCCUGGUUUCUUGUGAUGAGAAACAGGUGUACAUAGUGUACCUUGGAGAACAUAGUGGAGAGAAAACACAUAAUGAAAUUGAAGAAAACCAUUAUUCAUAUCUAUUCUCAGUGAAAGAAACUGUAGAAGAUGCUAAAUCCUCUCUUCUUUACAGUUACAAGUCCAGCAUCAAUGGCUUCGCGGCAUUGCUUACCCCAGAUGAAGCCUCCAAACUCUCUGAGAUCGAGGAAGUUUUGUCUGUUUUACGGAGCCAGUCAACGAAGUACUCUUUGCAGACUACUAGGUCAUGGGAAUUUUCCGGUCUACAACAAGGAGGUACAGGGUUUCAGUUGAAGAAGGACUUGUUACUGGAAUCAAGCUAUGGCCGAAAUGUUAUUGUUGGCAUGCUAGAUAGUGGUAUAUGGCCAGAAUCAAAAAGCUUCAGUGAUGAAGGAAUGGGACCCUAUCCAUCAUCAUGGAAAGGAAUUUGCCAAUCAGGAGAUGAAUUCAACUCAUCAAACUGUAACAUGAAGAUAAUAGGUGCGCGAUACUACAUCAAGGGUUACGAGGCACAGUACGGCCCUCUUGACAGAACAUUGGAUUCUCUGUCCCCUCGUGACAAGGAUGGACAUGGAACUCAUACAGCAUCAACAGUUGGAGGCCGAAGGGUUCAAAAUGUUUCUGCAUUGGGUGGAUUUGCCCGUGGCACUGCCUCAGGUGGCGCACCACUUGUCCGAUUGGCUAUCUACAAAGUCUGCUGGGCAAUUCCGGACCAGGGGAAAGAAGAAGGAAAUGCGUGUUUUAUGGAAGACAUUUUGGCUGCCAUGGAUGAUGCAAUUGGUGAUGGUGUUGAUGUAUUGAGCAUGUCAAUUGGGACAAAUAGACCCGUUCCCUUCUAUGAAGAUUCUAUUGCCAUUGGAGCGCUUCAUGCGAUCAAGAAAAAUAUAGUGGUGGCUUGCAGCGCCGGGAACUCAGGCCCUGCACCCGCUACGUUAUCUAAUACGGCUCCCUGGAUUAUCACAGUUGGUGCUAGUAGCAUCGACCGGAAGUUUUUAGCACCUAUUGUGCUAGGAAAUGGCAUGAAAAUUGAGGGACAAACAAUAACUCCAUAUAAUCUGGAAAAAAAGAUGUACCAACUAGUUUAUGCAGCCCAAAUAGUCAAUGCUGAUGUGCCAAAAGAUACCUCCGGGCAAUGUCUACCUGGUUCACUUUCACCAGAGGCAGCAAAGGGGAAGAUUGUAUUAUGUUUACGAGGGAAUGGAACAAGAUUGAAUAAAGGUUUGGAAGUGAAAAGGGCUGGUGGGAUUGGUUUCAUCUUGGGAAAUAGAAGAGAAGAUGGAGUUAUACCACCAGUUGAUGCUCAUUUUCUUCCAGCCACUGGUGUCAAUUACGAAAAUGCUCUCAAAAUUCUCAACUACAUCAAUUCUACAAAAACACCGAUGGCCUAUAUAGUUCCAGCUACGACAGAGUUAGAUAGCAAGCCAGCACCAUUCAUGGCUUCCUUCACCAGUAGAGGCCCGAGCCCAGUUUCACCCAAUAUUCUCAAGCCAGAUAUUACGGCUCCAGGGCUAUAUAUAUUGGCUGCAUGGAGUGAAGCCUCAUCUCUAACGAAGCUAGCAAAUGAUCCUCGCAUGGUGAAAUAUAAUAUCCUAUCAGGAACUUCUAUGUCCUGCCCACAUAUAGGUGCAGCAUCUGCACUUCUGAAGGCCAUACAUCCCACUUGGAGUAGUGCUGCUAUAAGAUCGGCUCUGAUAACCACAGCGGAACUGAAUGACAAUUUAGGCAACCCAAUAACUGAUGAGAAGAUAAUAGGUGCGCGAUACUACAUCAAGGGUUACGAGGCACAGUACGGCCCUCUUGACAGAACAUUGGAUUCUCUGUCCCCUCGUGACAAGGAUGGACAUGGAACUCAUACAGCAUCAACAGUUGGAGGCCGAAGGGUUCAAAAUGUUUCUGCAUUGGGUGGAUUUGCCCGUGGCACUGCCUCAGGUGGCGCACCACUUGUCCGAUUGGCUAUCUACAAAGUCUGCUGGGCAAUUCCGGACCAGGGGAAAGAAGAAGGAAAUACGUGUUUUAUGGAAGACAUUUUGGCUGCCAUGGAUGAUGCAAUUGGUGAUGGUGUUGAUGUAUUGAGCAUGUCAAUUGGGACAAAUAGACCCGUUCCCUUCUAUGAAGAUUCUAUUGCCAUUGGAGCGCUUCAUGCGAUCAAGAAAAAUAUAGUGGUGGCUUGCAGCGCCGGGAACUCAGGCCCUGCACCCGCUACGUUAUCUAAUACGGCUCCCUGGAUUAUCACAGUUGGUGCUAGUAGCAUCGACCGGAAGUUUUUAGCACCUAUUGUGCUAGGAAAUGGCAUGAAAAUUGAGGGACAAACAAUAACUCCAUAUAAUCUGGAAAAAAAGAUGUACCAACUAGUUUAUGCAGCCCAAAUAGUCAAUGCUGAUGUGCCAAAAGAUACCUCCGGGCAAUGUCUACCUGGUUCACUUUCACCAGAGGCAGCAAAGGGGAAGAUUGUAUUAUGUUUACGAGGGAAUGGAACAAGAUUGAAUAAAGGUUUGGAAGUGAAAAGGGCUGGUGGGAUUGGUUUCAUCUUGGGAAAUAGAAGAGAAGAUGGAGUUAUACCACCAGUUGAUGCUCAUUUUCUUCCAGCCACUGGUGUCAAUUACGAAAAUGCUCUCAAAAUUCUCAACUACAUCAAUUCUACAAAAACACCGAUGGCCUAUAUAGUUCCAGCUACGACAGAGUUAGAUAGCAAGCCAGCACCAUUCAUGGCUUCCUUCACCAGUAGAGGCCCGAGCCCAGUUUCACCCAAUAUUCUCAAGCCAGAUAUUACGGCUCCAGGGCUAUAUAUAUUGGCUGCAUGGAGUGAAGCCUCAUCUCUAACGAAGCUAGCAAAUGAUCCUCGCAUGGUGAAAUAUAAUAUCCUAUCAGGAACUUCUAUGUCCUGCCCACAUAUAGGUGCAGCAUCUGCACUUCUGAAGGCCAUACAUCCCACUUGGAGUAGUGCUGCUAUAAGAUCGGCUCUGAUAACCACAGCGGAACUGAAUGACAAUUUAGGCAACCCAAUAACUGAUGAGUUUGGCAAGACAGCAGAUCCUUUCCAAUUUGGAUCAGGUCAUUUUAGGCCAACAAAAGCAGCGGAUCCUGGACUUGUGUAUGAUGCAUCAUACACUGACUAUCUUCUUUUCCUCUGCAGCAUUGGGAUUACGAACCUGGAUUCUUCCUUCAAGUGUCCUAUAAAGCCACCCUCUCCUUCUAAUCUCAAUUAUCCGUCCCUCGCCAUUCCCGAACUCAAUGGCACUACUACUGUAGAGCGAAAAGUCACAAAUGUUGGCGGCAGUAAGAGUGUCUAUUUCAUCAAAGUUAAACCACCACCGGGAUUCUUGGUGACGGUCUCACCUUCAAUUUUAUUCUUUAAUCAAGUUGGCGAGAUGAAGACAUUCACCAUCACAGUAAAAGCAAGCAGCGUAAAUAAAGGCAUGGAGAAAGACAAGUAUGCAUUUGGGUGGUAUACCUGGUUUGAUGGAAUCCACAGUGUCCAAAGUCCUAUUGCAGUUUCACUCGCAUAGAUUUUUUUCCUUUUGCUUUUGUGGUUAAUUUCAUGUUUACG
Olea europaea var. sylvestris is the source of this 3842-nucleotide messenger RNA. RefSeq names its product subtilisin-like protease SBT5.6. Gene Ontology annotation, molecular function: serine-type endopeptidase activity. The record is from RefSeq and is a predicted model, not a curated record. NCBI's taxonomy places the organism in Eukaryota, Viridiplantae, Streptophyta, Magnoliopsida, Lamiales, Oleaceae. Gene Ontology annotation, biological process: proteolysis. The transcript has 15 exons. Bases 1 to 3801 code for a protein of 1266 amino acids.